This is a messenger RNA of Chrysoperla carnea, 3025 nucleotides long. RefSeq lists its product as uncharacterized. Bases 1 to 2961 code for a protein of 986 amino acids. NCBI's taxonomy places the organism in Eukaryota, Metazoa, Arthropoda, Insecta, Neuroptera, Chrysopidae. The transcript is spliced from 3 exons. The record is from RefSeq and is a predicted model, not a curated record.
AUGGAAUAUCCACGUCCCGUAUAUGAUGUCAUUCGCCAUGCUGCUUUGAGACAUUUAACUAGAGUCCAAAUAUUUGGAAAGUUGGAAAAUAAACCGUGUGAAUUUUUUGAACGAACAAAAGCAAGGAUUCUAGAAUUACAAACUAAAGCAUUUGAACAAAAUUUUGCUCAUAAUAAGUGGUGUUUAAUAUUUUUUAUUCCAUUGUUAAUUGUUAAUGUUCAAACUGAUGAAGUGAUUGUUGAUAAUAAUAAUGAAGAUGAAACGUUAUUAGUUAGUGAUAGUAAACCUAAAAAUGAUUUUUUAGUUAAUGAACAUAAAUGGCGUGCCAUAGAUGAAGUUCGAGGUGGAGAUCAUGCAAUAGAAGAUUUAACAGUACCUUAUGAUGCAAAUCAUUCAGAAAUAACUGUUACCCAAGGUGAAAGAUAUGAUCAACCAAAACGUCGCCGUACGGUACGAAAACGUAAACGACGGCCGUAUCCACCACCAAUAUCCAGUGAUUAUAAUGAUCACGAUGACAAUGAUAGAAUAUUAAAACCAAGGCGAUUACCAUUACGCGAACAAGAACAUUAUUUAGAUGAUCAUUGGCAGGGAGCUGCAUUUGCUGCUGAACAAUUAACUCAUAAACGACCAUAUCAUAAACGUCGAAGGCAAAAUCCUGUAUAUGAAGAGGACGAAAAUGAUGAAUUUAUUCGACGGGAUGAAGAAAAUGCUUAUCGAGAUACUAAGGAUGAGGAAAAUAUAACUUAUGAUUUACCAAAACAUGAAAACAGUGAUGCACAAAGGAGACAUGAAACUAGAUUUAACGAACAAACAGAAUCGAAUAAUGAAGAAAAAGUUAAUUUUAAACCAAAAAGCUAUCGUAAACCGUAUAGCACACAUAAAAACACUGAAGAUGAGCCAGAUAAUGGUACAAAUUUAAAAUCGUUAUUAAAACAAAGUGGAGGAUCAUUGAGUUUAGUUGAAAUAUUACAACAACGCAAUUUAUCACUAGCCGAUUUCUUAAAAGAAAAAGAAAAUGCGAUAUCAUUAUUAAAAAAUCCACCAAUUUUGGAUCGUGUCGACAACAAUGAAAAGGAAGAAACUGAAUUACCAAACAGAAAAUUACAACCACAAAAUUUCCAUGGAGAGAGUGAAAUGUCACCUUUAGGAGAAGUUUACAGUACAAAUGAAAAAGACAAUAAUCGAUUUUCAAAUACAAUUAGCCGACGAUUACCACCAGCUCGAUUGCCGAAAGUACGAACUGAGGAUGCAACAGUACGAAAUGUACGUAAAGAACAAUCGGCUAUGAAAGAACAUAUGAAUGCCCAACGGAAACGUUUAUCAAGUUUACGCACUGAAAAAGAUAAUCGCAUCUUUGGUGAAAUUAAACAUUUCGAUGUUGUCACAGAAGCUACUACAGAAAAGCGAAUAUUUAUUCCAUCAAAAUAUAAUAAUGAAAACUUAGAUUCAACCUCGAUGAGCACUACCCGUUUCCAACCGUCUACAUCACGAUUCACAACGACCUCUACUACUACAACAACGGAACCGCCUACGAAAGCAGCUGAAAUUACGUCAAGUACCUCGACAACAACGCCAACUACAUCCACCAUACAUGUAAAUCCAGAUCUUAUUAUCAAAGGAAAUGGUAUGGCCGUAACCCGAAAUCGUUUAGCUUUAAAACCACGGUUAAAAAUACCUAUAUUCGAGAAUGUAAAAACAAAACCACCUCAAUUAUCAACAUCAACAACCAAAAAACCAAUCGAAACCACAGAAAUUCCAAAGAAUGCUUUUGCGAUUGAUAUCAAAGAACUUGUAGGUAUCAAUAAAUUUAUAAAAGAAAUCAAAUCAACCGAAUUAACUGAGUCGGAAAAAGAUGAACCUUUGAAGAUAUCAAUGAAUAUUAAUGAGAUGUUAAAUAAAUCCGAACAAAUCAACAGCACACCAAAAACGAAUAAUCUUAUAUCAAACACAAAUGAUUAUACAGAUAAUAUAAUUACUGAUUACACAUCCACAUAUAAAUCGCCAAGUGCAAAAGACGAAAUUAUGGAAAUACUCAAAGAUAAUAAUAUAAGGGUUCGAUUAGCAAAAGUAUUAGCUGUUCGAAAUAUGACAUUCGCUGAAUUGGUAGCGUUAAGAGAACGUGGAUCUAGUCAUGUUCAUCUAGCAGAUAUAUUUCAUAGUCAAUCAAAAGAACCAAGUCCAAUCGAAAAAGAAACUAUAGAAAUAAAUAAUGAUGGAAAAAAGUCUGAAGAAAAACUUUCAAGUUUUAGGUUAAAUCCAUUAACAAAAGAUGACUCUGAAAACUAUUAUACACCAUUGAUUAAAAUAACACCACCAAAAUCAAUAAAUCGUGAGGCACGUAAUCAUAAGUUUUUUAAAAUUAAUAAUCCUGAUUAUUCAACAGUCAUUGAUUUAUUAAAUCAACAGAAUGUUGAAAAUUUACCACCUCAAUGGAAUAAAAAUACUCAUUCAGAUAUUUCUUAUCUUACAGAAAAUAUUCCAAAUCCAAUAAAAAAUUAUCAGAAAAUGUUAAAACAUGAAGAACGUAUUGAAGCAAUUGAGAAUAGUAUCGUUGCAACUAGUGAUACAACACAAAAUAAUUACAAUUAUGCAGAUAAACACAUAUUCGAUGAUGAAGAUGAUUAUAUGCAAUUACCUUCUGGUGUUCGUUCAGCAAUUGUAGCAAGUUUUGCAAUUAUUGCAAGUUCAAUAUUUAUAUUUAUGACUAUAUUUAUUAUAUUUAAAUGGCAACAGAAAAAACGUCGACGAUUACGUUACAAUAGUAGUAUUAGUACAAUGAAAGGGCGUUUACCUAUUUUACAAAAAAGUAAAAGGAAAAAUGGCACAAAGGAUGUAAAUCCUAUAAUGGUGAAUGUAACAAGUAAUUCGAAGAAUGUCCUGUACAAUAAUAAUGGAGAAACUAAUAAUAAUGCAAACAGCGAAGAAUAUCUAUGGGAUAGUUUACGUAAACCAUUCCAUUAAAACUGAUUAUCAUAAGACUUUUAAAGCAGGAAUUAAAGUUAAUGUUUCAAAAAACUAUUGAACU